Messenger RNA from Baudoinia panamericana UAMH 10762, 264 nucleotides. RefSeq lists its product as uncharacterized. The record is from RefSeq and is a predicted model, not a curated record. The transcript is spliced from 2 exons. Bases 1 to 264 code for a protein of 87 amino acids. NCBI's taxonomy places the organism in Eukaryota, Fungi, Ascomycota, Dothideomycetes, Mycosphaerellales, Teratosphaeriaceae.
AUGUUCACCUCAAGAGGAGGCUACCUGUUACCCGUCACGACCGAGGUCGGUUACGGUGCUACCGGAACCGAAUCGUCGGUCGGGCAGACUUCGGGCACUCAGCAGCCCCACGGCGGCCGUCAAGCUCGCGCGACGGACCACAUAGGGAAGGCUGAGUGGACGCCGCAGCAGGAACACCUCGUCGCAGCGCGAUGGCAGUACGUAGUCUUGGUGAGCCCACAGACGGCUUUGCAGUUAGGAACUGGGCAAGGUAAGCCAACCUAG